Messenger RNA from Fundulus heteroclitus (mummichog), 1651 nucleotides. It is a transcript of the gene trmt61b, whose product is annotated as tRNA methyltransferase 61B. The record is from RefSeq and is a predicted model, not a curated record. Lineage: Eukaryota; Metazoa; Chordata; Actinopteri; Cyprinodontiformes; Fundulidae. Bases 98 to 1555 code for a protein of 485 amino acids. Gene Ontology annotation, cellular component: tRNA (m1A) methyltransferase complex. Gene Ontology annotation, biological process: tRNA methylation. The transcript is spliced from 7 exons.
UUAAUAUUCUGCAGGUCUCCGUGUGCUCUGGUGUCUCACUACACAGAGGAUCUUUGUUUUUCUGGCACAGAUCUUCAGUUUCUGCGAGUUGACGGCAAUGGCUGUGCAUGCAGCCCACAGAUGUACGUAUUUGCACAGACUGCUGACAGCUUGCACGUCCAUUCGGACUCACAGCAGGCACAGAGAGGCGUUUGUGAGACUCGUUAAAAUGAGUUGCAGCAGCAGCAGCAGCAGCAGGACUUUUUCCACUGCUUCUGUGAGAUCUAAUGAGAACGAUGGACAGAGCUCAGACUCCUUAAAACUGAGCCCCACGCAGACGCAAAGGCAGGCUCUGCUGUUGAGGAGGAAGCGACCCCUGUCCCCUCUGGAGAGGAUCAGCAGUUUGCUGCCUCAGGACGCACUGAGCCCAGAGGUGAUGCAGUUGAGGGAGCAAACGCAGCAAGAACAGCGUGAAGAGGAUCCAGAGAGACGUGAACCUGAGGUAGUCACUGCAGCGGAAGAACUGGAGACCCACGCUGGUCCUGAUGCAGCAGAGGAGCCAAAAGCUGCAGCAUCUCACCAUGUGGAGAGGCAGGCGUGCCCCACUCUUCAUGGAGAGAGCUUACUCACCUUUGGAGAGCUGCUCAUCGCAGAGUACAGAAAGAAAAGGCGGGUGGAGUUCAGGAAGAUGUUUCAGCUUCAGCCGGGGGCCCGGCUGCUGAGCAGCUGGGGGAUCAUCGUGCACGAUGACCUCGUAGGGCAGCCGGCAGGCCGAUUCCUGAAGACCAGCAGGGGCGUUCCCAUCUUCUUCCGGCGUGCAAGCCUGGAGGACUACGUGCUGUAUAUGAAGAGGGGGCCUGCAAUUUCCUAUCCUAAGGAUGCGGCCACCAUGCUGCUGAUGAUGGAUGUCAUGGAGGGGGACUGUGUGCUGGAGUCGGGCUCCGGGUCCGGAGCAAUGUCCCUGUUACUGUCCAGAGCAGUUGGUUCCAAAGGUUGCGUGCUGAGUUUGGAGGUCAGGGAGGACCACCACAGAAGAUCUGUACGAAACUACGAGCGCUGGAGGACGUCGUGGGCUCUGCGACGAGGCCGGGAGUGGCCCGACAACGUGGAGUUCCACAACGCCGACCUCUGCACAGCCUCGUCGCUCCUCGCCGGACGAGGAUUUCACUCGGUCGCUCUCGACAUGAUCCACCCUCACCUGGCUUUACCCACCGUGCUGCCACACCUGCACCCUGGAGCCGUGUGCGCCGUCUACCUCGCAAAUAUUACACAGGUCAUUGAUCUGCUGGAGGGCCUCCGGUGUUCUGGGGUCCCUGCUCUGUGUGAACGCAUCGUCGAGGUUCCAGUCCGGGACUGGGUGGUGGCCCCCGCCCUGCAGAAAGACGGACAGUACUGCACCAGAAAAGCCCCCAACCUGGCUGAAGAUCCGAGGAGCGAAGAAGAGAUGUCGGAUGGGGCUGAUGGAGAAGGCAACUUCAGGCCAGCGUUCGGUGAUGUUCCCUACAUCGCCAGACCUCAUGCUGAACAGAUGAGUCACACAGCAUUCCUGGUGAAACUGAGGAAGUUUGUCCAGUAGCGACGGUCACUGAAAACCCCUGGAUACCGAUGAUUAUUUAAGAGCUGAAUUUUUACCUCACAGAGCCUGAGAAAUAAAAUAAACUGAUACAAAUCA